Messenger RNA from Cuscuta europaea, 1078 nucleotides. Lineage: Eukaryota; Viridiplantae; Streptophyta; Magnoliopsida; Solanales; Convolvulaceae. The record is from the annotation of a GenBank genome assembly.
AUUUUUACAUUAAAUAGUCAAUAGUCAAUUAUAUAAAACAAGUACUUAAAAUUUUUGCAUAAAAUCUUAUGGAGGUAUGAGAUGGAACCUAAGCAAAACAAGUUCUGGAUUCUAGAAUUACGAGAGAUACUGAGAGAGAUUAAAAAAUCAAAAUAUUUUUUAGAUUCAUGGACCCAAUUGAAUUCAAUCGGAUCUUCCAUUCAUAUUUUAGUCUCCCAAGAACGGUUUUUAAAACUGUUUGACCCACAAAUUUGGAGUCUUGUACUUUCACCUAAUUUGCAGGGUUCAAAAAGCAAUCGAUCGGUCAAGAUUAAGGGAGUUUUACUAGUUUUCGUUGGCGUUGUUAUCUUUAUUUAUCGUAUUAGCAAUCAAAAUAUGGUUGAAAGAAAAAAUCUCUAUUUAAAAAGACUUUUUCCUAUACCGAUGAAUUGCAGUGAAUCCAUAACUGAUCAAGAUAGUGGUUAUUCUACUCUAAAUCGAUUGAGUAUUUUACUCCUUUCUUUUCCAAAAGGCAAAAAUCAAAUUGAUAUUGAUUUACUGAAUACGAACUAUAAUACUCGGGUUUUGCCAAUAAAAAAAAAAACCUAACAUGCCUCAAUCAAAGUCAGAUUCGACGCAGGGGAAAAACUUUAUUAGAGAAAUUAUUAGACGAACUAGAACGGAAUUUAGAGAAAUUCCAAUGAAACUUCUUGGUUUAAAUCUGGUAUUAUUAAAAGAUAAAAAAUCGCUGGAGUUUCCUUAUGAUUCCACAAGAUCUAGUUCCUUACAAGUAAAAGAUUCCGGCCAACCGAAAGGAUCCUUGGAUAGAAAUUUUUUGGAUUCCAUUAGAAAUGAGGAUUCCGAAUAUUCCAAAUUAAUGAAUAAAAGAAAAUUUAAACAACGAAAACAAAGAUCAACUUCUUGGGAUCCUUACUUUCUUAAAACCGAACAAAAAGAGAUCAAAGGCCGUAAACCCACGCUAAGCCUUCCGUUUCCGAAAGAAAGGGAACAAUCUCGGGGCAAUGCCCCGAGGUCCCUUUAUUCAUUUUACUCUGAUAGAUGGUCAGAACUUUAUAUGGGAUCAACUCCUAUUGCUAAG